GAUAAUCGCAAGAGAUAAACAGAUGCUGAAUUAGCAUUCAAUUUAAUAUAGAUAUAUUAUUGAAUGAGAAUGGAUGGUCUCUUUAAAAUUUUUACGUUAAUCAUAAUACUUGCCAAUUUAACAUGGGCGCAAGAAGUCUUCGUAAAACUACCCCAAGGUUUCAUACGUGGAAGAGUCUUGGAAACAUUCAACAAGGCAAAAUAUUACGCGUUCCAGCAAAUUCCUUACGCAGAUCCUCCAAUUGGAGAACUAAGAUUUAAACCACCGACGGAGCCGUCCAUGUGGCAAGGUGUUUUAAACACCACAGAAAACACGAAAAUAUGUUAUCAAAUUGGAGUUGAAGAUGACCGUGAGAAUGAAGAUUGCCUCUAUCUCAAUGUUUAUACACCCAAAGAACCAGUGACCGAAGGAAUUCUUCCAGUUAUAGUUUACGUUCAUGGUGGUGCGUUCAUUAUGGGCAACUCAGUUCUAGAAAGCACCGGGCCUGAAUUCCUGAUGGAUUAUAAUGUGGUUGUAGUAACAGUACAAUAUAGAUUGGGAGCAUUUGGAUUUCUAUCAACACAAGACGAAGUUAUACCUGGAAACAACGGGUUGAAAGAUAUUUUAUUCGCAUUAGAGUGGGUUAAAACCUACAUCACCCUCUUUGGAGGGAACCCCAACAAGGUCACCCUAGCCGGGCAAAGUGCCGGAGCGGCCCUAGUUGGAUACCAUGUUAUUAGCGAAAAAUCAGAAGGAUUAUUUAGAGCUGCCAUUAUGGAAAGUGGCUCGGCUUUGUGCUCCUGGGCUUACCAAAGGUACUCCAGAAAGUAUGCGUACCAAUUGGCCUCAUCAAUCAACAAUAAUUUUACCGCAGAUUCUACUUCUGAAGAACUACUCAAAUUUUUACAAAGGGUUUCUCCACAAGAAAUCAACAAUGCCAAAUUUGAAGGUCCUUCGGGUCUUCAGCUUGGACAAGGUGACAUUUUCGCACCUGUCAUAGAAGUUAAACAUGAAGGUGCUUUUAUUACGCAGUUUAUGCACACUCGUUUGCUUACGGGUCGUUUUAACCGUGUGCCCACAUUAAUCGGGGUCAACUCUGAGGAAUUAAUUUACUUGGCUGGAGACAUUGAUGGGUUUAAGAAUCAAAUGCAACAAUACGAUGGAAACAUAUCAUUGAUUGUUAAUGAGGACUAUAAUGUUAAAUCGGAGGAUUUAAUACACGUUGGCAACAUGAUAAGAAAUAUUUAUACUAAUAGAUCUUUUGCAGAUGAUCUUGGUGCAUCAAUUAGGUUUAGAAGUGAUGUAAGGUAUACAACAGCCAUUGCGGCUCAGGCCGCCCUUCAAUCCAGAUAUUCUGAAGUUUACUUCUAUGAAUUCUCUUACCACGGUUUUCUGGGCAAUAAUAUUGUUGUUGAAGGAGCUGGCAGGGUGGCACACAGUGAAGAGCUUAAUUUCUUGUGGAGUAACCCCAACAACAAGGACAUAACAAAGUAUCCCCCUAACGACGUUAUAACUCUUUUAAGAAUGCUUAAAUUAUGGACACAAUUUGCCACAUAUAUGAAUCCCACGUCGGAAGAGAUUCCACUAUUACAAGAUGUGGACUGGCCGGAGGUAAGCCCAACCAACUUUUCGUAUCUGGAAAUUGGAGAAGAAUUAACAAUUAAAGAGAAUCCUAAGAAAUACAAAGAAUGGAAAGCAAUUAUAGAUGAAUUUGGAAACGGGCCAUUUGACACAUAUUAG
Molecule: messenger RNA, 1719 nt
Organism: Aethina tumida (small hive beetle)
Lineage: Eukaryota; Metazoa; Arthropoda; Insecta; Coleoptera; Nitidulidae
Product: venom carboxylesterase-6-like
Exons: 11
Coding region: 64-1719 (551 amino acids)
Source: RefSeq, a predicted model, not a curated record